Molecule: messenger RNA, 2781 nt
Organism: Capsaspora owczarzaki ATCC 30864
Lineage: Eukaryota; Filasterea; Ministeriida; Capsasporidae
Product: leucyl-tRNA synthetase
Exons: 15
Coding region: 1-2781 (926 amino acids)
Biological process (GO): leucyl-tRNA aminoacylation; mitochondrial translation
Cellular component (GO): mitochondrion
Molecular function (GO): aminoacyl-tRNA deacylase activity; ATP binding; leucine-tRNA ligase activity
Source: RefSeq, a predicted model, not a curated record
AUGCAUGGCCGCUCCAUUGCCAAGACUGCCGCAACACGCGAGUACUCUUCGACCAGCACCGGACUGGAUCCGAGCAGUGGCAGCACUAGCACGAGUAUUGGCACUGGCACUGGCACUAGUGGCGCUCAUCACACGAGCGGGCAGCUGCUCGAGUGGGAGGCAAAGUGGCACGCGCGAUGGGCUGCUCAGCCGAACGCUCUGCCCAGCAACACAGGCUCAGGCUCAGGCUCAGCGCUCAGUCAAUCCAGUACGACGACAACGAAGACGUCGCAUGGGUCGGGAUUGCCACUGCAAGAAUCGUCACGACCGGCGCACGAGUCGUCCGGAUUGACCGCCGCGUCCAGCUCAGCCGACAGCAACAAGCGGUACAUUCUGGCAAUGUUCCCGUACCCGUCAGGACACUUGCACAUGGGCCAUGUGCGAGUAUACACGCUGAGCGACUGUCUCGCGCGGUUUCAUGCCAUGAACGGCAGGCAGGUCCUCCACCCCAUGGGCUGGGACGCCUUUGGAUUGCCAGCGGAAAACGCAGCCAUCGAGCGCGGUGUCGCGCCUGGCGAGUGGACCAUCAAGAACAUUGAGUACAUGCGCAAACAGCUGCAACGUCUGGGCAUGGCGUUCGACUGGAGCAAGGAGGUCACGACAUGCGCUCCAGACUACUACCGAUGGACGCAAUGGAUUUUUCUGAGGUUGCUGAAAGCCGGAUUGGCGUAUCGAAAGAACGCGGUGGUGAACUGGGACCCCGUCGACCAGACCGUGCUUGCCAACGAGCAGGUUGACGAAAAUGGCCGCUCAUGGCGGUCAGGGGCUGUGGUCGAGCAAAAGCUUCUCAAUCAGUGGUUUUUCAAGAUUUCGGCCUUUUCCAAUGAACUCUUGGAAGGACUUGAUCAGUUGGCUUGGCCCGAGUCUGUGAAACAGAUGCAGCGCAACUGGAUUGGCAAGUCGACUGGCGCAUCCUUCACCUUUCGAUUUGCGUCAAGCGAACAGGCCCCGCUGCAGGUUUUCACCACCCGCCCCGACACACUCUUUGGUGUCACCUUUGUAGCACUUGCAGCAGAUCAUCCUGUGACCCAGCAGCGAUUGACAGAGCUGGGCGUGACUCUAGCUGCUAAUACUCAAGGUUUGGAUCUCAAGCUGAACGUCCUGCAUCCAAUCACCGGCAAACCCAUCCCCGUGUACUACGGCUCCUAUGUGCUGAGCGACUAUGGCACUGGCGCCGUGAUGGGUGUUCCUGCGCACGACGAACGCGAUGCUACGUUCGCAAGCGCCAUGUCGCUGCCCACCAUCCCGGUCAUCAUUGCCGAAACAGGCACUCUUGAAAACAGCGGCGAGUUUACUGGUCUACCAGCCAAAGAAGCCGCAGCAGCGAUCGUGGCAAAGGCAGAAACGACCGGAUCUGGGUCCAUCCGAACCGAGUUUCGCUUGCGCGACUGGCUGGUCUCGCGGCAACGCUACUGGGGAGCGCCCAUUCCCGUGAUUCAUUGUCCCAAAUGCGAGGUGGUUCCUGUGCCUGAACACGACUUGCCUGUUGUGCUUCCAACCGAUGCCAAGUUCAGUGGGCGGGGUGGUUCUCCCCUCAAAACUGUGGCGUCGUGGAUGCAUGUGAAUUGCCCGUCAUGUGGCGGCCCAGCUACUCGAGACGCGGACACAAUGGACACGUUUGUUGAUUCGUCCUGGUACUUUGCACGAUUCACCGAUCCACACAAUACCACUGCACCAUUUGACACGGAAGCCGCAAAUAAAGCCAUGCCCACCGACAUUUACGUGGGCGGCGUGGAGCAUGCCAUCCUGCAUUUGUUGUAUGCGCGGUUCUUGACGCGAUUCUUUGUGAAAGAAGGCUUGCUGAAAAAGGAAGCGUCCGAGCCGUUCCAGCGUCUUCUAACACAGGGGAUGGUUCAAGGCAAAACCUUCAAGUCGGCAGUUAGCGGCAAGUACCUGCUCCCAACGGAGCUGGAUUCAGAGCAAAAGCUUGAGCUUCAAACUGGCGUCGCUCCAAAGGUUGUGUACGAGAAAAUGUCAAAGUCCAAGUACAAUGGCGUUGAUCCACAGACCAUGAUUGACCGAUACGGCGCCGAUGUUUUGCGCAUCUUUACCUUGUUCAAAGCGCCGCCAGAAAUGGCCUUGGAGUGGGAUGAGAACGCAAUUGCUGGCUCGCGGCGUUGGGUCAACCGAGUGAUUGAGUUGGUUGAAACCGUCCGACAAGUUCCCCGUGAAGGCACACCGUCGUCCGUUUCGGAUGCUGACUCAGAGGUGUUGGAUCAACUCGUGUUUACGACCAACGCGACGAUUAAAAGCAUCACAAAUUCCUUUGAGCACACGUUUGCCUUCAAUACUGCUGUAUCCGACUUGAUGAAGCUGUCCAACACAAUCAAGGACGUUCCCGCUCGCCUGCACACACAACCCCAGUACACGCAUGCCGUCACAACUGUUGUCCAGCUCAUGGCCCCAAUCGCUCCCGUCGUGGCGAGCGAGCUGUUCGAGCGCUUGUCGCACACUCAGCAAUCCGCCGCUUCCCCCGAGACCGCUCGCGAUGUGUUUUCCGCUGGCUGGCCGGUUGCCAACGACAUGCAGCUCAAGCCCAAAACCAUGUCUCUUGUCGUUCAGAUUCGCGGCAAGGUUCGCCUGACACUCAAGCUCCCAGCGCGUCUCGUCGAAGAUCACUCGGCCCUCAAAAGUGCAGUUUUGGCUGAUGCGCAGGUGCAAAAGUUGCUGGCCAACGCCAAGCUCACAGGCAGCGAGAGCUUUGUUGCUCCACGAGGCAAUUUGAUCAACUUUGUUCAAUAA